UAGAAUUAAGACCAACAUUGAGAGAAGGAUUUAAUGACUCACGAUAUGGACUUUCACAAAAAAGUGAUGCAUCCAGGUCGGACUCUGGACUAUAAAAGACUGAUCUCUUUAUUAUAUGUGAUACUUUUGACUCAGACUUAUGAUGCAGUUAUAGUGCCCCGGUCUCCAGUGACAUCACUUCCUGGCAGCGAUGUCACUCUCAGCUGCUCUUUCUCCUAUAAAGCGGGGGCUGAUCUCGGGAAAGUGGUGGCUACCUGGCAACGCCCUCCUGCCGAUCAUGUCGUCCACAGUUUCUAUUACGGUCGAGACCAGUUGGGUCUGCAGAAUGAAACCUACAAGAAUCGGACCCAGCUGUUCCCAGAGCAGUUCAGUGUGGGGAACGCCUCCCUCAGACUGAAACUGGUGCGGUUUGAGGACGAGGGCUGGUACACCUGCGCUGUCACCAACCAAGUGGAGAACACCAGGGGAGACGUGCGCCUCAUAGUGGCAGCUCCAUACAGUGAGCCUCAUAUACACAUUGACAUCAUGGAGGGUCGUGACCAAUAUACUUUGACCCUCUACUCGAGAGGGUACCCCAGCGCUACAGUGCAGUGGCUGAAUGAGACAGGAUGUGACAUCACAGAACGCAGCAGGACUAGCCAAUCCCUGGACAGCAGAGGCCUGGUGGAGCUCAGGAGUCAGAUGCUAGAGCAGAGAGAUAAGAACGCAUCUUACACCUUCAUCCUCAACAACACAAAACUGGAUCAGAUUAUAAGGAGAAGCUUUUCUGUUACAAUAAAUACAGGUUCAGAGAGGUCCGCUGCUCCGAUUGCUAGAAGUCAUCUUCUUUUACUCAUACCCGUCCUACUGCUAAUGUUGACAACAACAGCGCUGAUAGCCUUGAAACGAGCUGGAGAGAAGAGUCGUGCUGGGAGCUCAUCUUAAUACUUUAUAACUGGCAUGAUGAAUAAAAUAAUCUUAUAAAAGCCAGUUUGUCUGAGCCUCUCUCUGUGUCUCUGUCCAUAUAUCGCACAACCCUGUUAGGAUGAGUUUUCCCUCGAUUUGAGGGUUUUACAGUUCAAAAUUAGUGAAAGGAAAAGUAUGUAUAUUUUAGAAUAAGUCAUUACCAGGGUUUGUU
This is a messenger RNA of Acipenser ruthenus (sterlet), 1117 nucleotides long. RefSeq names its product CD276 antigen-like. Bases 34 to 924 code for a protein of 296 amino acids. The record is from RefSeq and is a predicted model, not a curated record. The transcript has 5 exons. Lineage: Eukaryota; Metazoa; Chordata; Actinopteri; Acipenseriformes; Acipenseridae.